Molecule: messenger RNA, 561 nt
Organism: Momordica charantia (bitter melon)
Lineage: Eukaryota; Viridiplantae; Streptophyta; Magnoliopsida; Cucurbitales; Cucurbitaceae
Product: pectinesterase inhibitor-like
Biological process (GO): negative regulation of catalytic activity
Molecular function (GO): pectinesterase inhibitor activity
Source: RefSeq, a predicted model, not a curated record
AUGGCCAACUCCAAUCUUGCAGCCUUCCUCCUCUUCCUUAUUUUCUUCACUUCAAUUCCCUUUCCUCACACAUCAGCAUCCCCAAACGACGUCGUCGCUUCCUACAUUUGCCCUAACACCAGAAAUCCCCCUUUCUGCUCCAAAAUCGUUCAUUCCGCCGCCACCGCAGACCUCAAAAUCCUCGCCGGCUACACCCUCAACCUCGCCCGCGCCACCGCCGGCGACGGCCUCCGCCUCGCCCGGUCGCUGGCGGCGACGGCGGCCGAUCGUCGGCUGAAGCAGCGGUACUCCUCCUGCGCCGCCAACUACGACGGCGCGUUCGCCCACAUCGGGCAGGCGCGGAAGUAYCUGGCGGACGGCGCCUACGACUACGUCGCCGAUCUGACCUCCGGCGUGGCGGCGGCGGUGGAGAAAUGUCUGGGGAAGCUCAAACUGCCGCCGCGGGGUCCGUCGGCGGUGACGAAGAAGGGGAAUACUGUGGAGGAUUUGUGUAGCAUUGUGUUGGUUUUGGCUGAGCUUCUCCCCGGAACAGAGAUCGAGAUCGAUGGUAUUGGAAACUAG